Ceutorhynchus assimilis (cabbage seed weevil) is the source of this 1242-nucleotide messenger RNA. The record is from the annotation of a GenBank genome assembly. Lineage: Eukaryota; Metazoa; Arthropoda; Insecta; Coleoptera; Curculionidae.
AUGUAUAGAAUUACGUUACUUUGUGUGUCUUUGGUGGUUUGUGCUAAUAAUUAUCAAAACAUACCAGAUUAUGCAUUAAGGCUUGAACAACAAGUAGUGAAAUAUGGAUACCCAAUAGAAGUCCAUCAAAUCAUCACCGAAGAUGGAUACAUUCUUGCCGCCUAUAGAAUACCUCACGGUUUAAAUAAGGAAGUACCCGAAAACAAGAAUAAAAGCGUGGUUUUGAUAGCCCAUGGACUGGGUGGUUCGCCCCAUAAUUUUCUUGUUUUAGGCAAAAAAAGGGCAGUUCCUUAUUAUUUCGCUGAUCAAGGAAUGGAUGUUUGGCUAUUUUCGGGCAGAGGUAGCGAUAUUCCUUUUAAAAAAUCGCAUGUGAAAUUAGAUUGGAAUAAAGAUUCUGCUUUCUGGUUGCACAGUUUCCAUGAACUGGGCAUAUACGAUUUGGCAGCUACAAUCGAUUUUAUUUUAAAAUGUACUGGACAAAAAAAAGUUACACUGAUUGGACACUCUGCAGGGGGUGCUGAAUUUUUUGCUUUGUUGUCCGAGAAACCUGAGUACAACCAAAAAGUGAAGCUAGCGAUAACGUGGGGUAGUUCUGCUAUAUUAAGACGUGUGGAUUAUCCAUUUCUGGUUUUGGGUACGCACCUUGGGGAUUUUUUAAGAACUGUAGUGAAAUUCUUAAGAAUGGCCCAAGUGAUGGUACCAGGCGCAGUCAAAUCCACUUUGAUCGAGAUAUUUUUAAGAAAACCCCCAUUAUGGUAUAAGGUUGUCAAGUAUAUCUUAAAUAUUAUCGGCAGUCACAAUUCUGUAAUGAUGCGGGAUGAGUAUAUUCCUACAAUUUUAAGCAACAUACCGAGGGUGUCUACGAGAGAACUUCUUCAUUUUAUGGAUAAUGUGCAUAAUGGUACUUUCAGAAAAUACGAUUAUGGUCCUAAAGGAAAUCUCAAACAUUACGGCCAAGCAGAUCCUCCUCAUUACAAUUUAUCAGCUGUGACAGCUCCUAUUGCUUUCUUUGACGCUGAAAAAGAUGGUUUUUUAUCUAUAGAAGACAUUUACGAAUGUAUCCAGAAACUCCCCAAUGCAGUUCACAUCUACAAAGUACCCUUUCGAAAGUUCACUCAUACGGAUUAUAUUUUCGGUUACAAUGCUACUGAAUUGGUUUACGAGCCAACGUAUCAGAUGAUUAAAAGAAUUGAUAGUGGUAUUAUUCCUCCUCGUGUUGAAGUACCUCCUGGUUAUCAUUAA